Molecule: messenger RNA, 1531 nt
Organism: Melanaphis sacchari
Lineage: Eukaryota; Metazoa; Arthropoda; Insecta; Hemiptera; Aphididae
Product: legumain-like
Biological process (GO): vacuolar protein processing
Molecular function (GO): cysteine-type endopeptidase activity
Source: RefSeq, a predicted model, not a curated record
GAGUUUUUAGUUUCGUAUCUCUAGCAUUAUUUGCAAUUGAAUCACUUGCUAUACACGUGCCAAACAGUUACAAGGAACCAUGGACCGAUACAGAAAAUAGAUUUUUCGAAGGGAAGAAAUGGGUAGUUUUAGUAGCCGGUUCGGAUGGAUGGCGCAAUUACAGACAUCAAGCGGACAUAUGUCAUGCAUACCAAAUAAUUCGAAGAAAUGGAGUACCUGAAGAAAAUAUUAUUACGAUGAUGGUGGAUGACAUUGCUUACCAUGAAAAGAAUCCAACACCGGGAAAAAUUGUUAAUCAGCCCAACGGUACGGACGUAUACAACGGAGUUGUUAUUGACUACAAAGGGGAGGAUGUGAACAGCACAAACUUCUUAAAGAUCAUCACCGGAGAUAAAGAGGCUAUGCAAUCCAUUGGAACUGGAAAAGUAAUUGAAGGAGGACCAAAAGAUAAGGUGUUCAUUAAUUUUGUCGACCAUGGUACAACAGGAUUAUUAGGUUUCCCAGACGAUUAUUUGUACGCUGAUCAAUUGAACGACGCUUUAAAAACUAUGUACGCAUCUGCAAGUUAUAAAAUGAUGUUGUUGUACAUUGAAGCAUGUAAGUCAGGUUCUAUGUUUGAUGGGAUACUCCGUGACAACACAAAUGUUUUGGCGGUAACUGCAGCAGGACCUAGGGAAAAUUCUUUUGGAUGUUAUUGUAGAAAUCAAUCUGGGCCAUACAAUACAUGUCUUGGAAGUUUGUUUAGUGUAACGUGGAUGGAAGAUUUGGAUGCGACGGUAUUUGAGUCUUCUGCGAAAAAGAGAACCGUUUUUAACGACUUCAAAGAGGUGAGAACCAACGUCACCAGAAGCAACGUUAUGGUAUACGGUGAUUUCAAAACGGGCCACGAAAAGCUUUCCGCGUUCAUAGGUUACAAAAACCCCAAUAAACAUUCCUCGGCCAAACCAAAAAUGACCAAAACAAUUGAUUCAAAGAUCACUGUGUCCAGUAGAGACGUGUACGAAAAUAGCAUACAACACAAAUUUGCGAACCAUAAGCUGUCAGAUUCGGAGAGACGACAUUUGUCAACGGAAUUACGUCUGAACAACGAAAUGAGGUUGAUCAUCGACAGAACACUUUGGAACAUUUACUCGAUGGUUGCGAAGGCUAGACCAGAAAUCAUGAGUAAAGUUGGCGACUUUGACGAACCCAAUAAUUUAGAACUCUCGUUAGACAUAUUCCCCUGUUACAGAAGUAUUCUAAAUAAAAUCACAGAGAGCUGCUUUUCUUUGCCACGAAAUCCUUACGCUUUGGAUCGGUUGACGAUUUUCGCAAACUUGUGUGUUGUCGAUAAACACAUACACCAGAUGGUCGAAAAAUUUGUCGUUGCAUCGUGCUCAAAUAUUUCAAAACAACAUAUUAUAAGAAACGUACACUAAAAUCGUAUGGAAUAUACGUAGCAGUAUUCACCUACGUGACAAUUAUGCGUAUAAUAGAUAUUAAUAUAAUAAUAUAUUAUACUAUUAUAUAAUAUGAUUUAAAAUAUGAUUAC